Molecule: messenger RNA, 3561 nt
Organism: Zootermopsis nevadensis
Lineage: Eukaryota; Metazoa; Arthropoda; Insecta; Blattodea; Termopsidae
Product: frizzled-4
Biological process (GO): non-canonical Wnt signaling pathway; canonical Wnt signaling pathway
Cellular component (GO): plasma membrane
Molecular function (GO): Wnt receptor activity; Wnt-protein binding
Source: RefSeq, a predicted model, not a curated record
UGCAUGUGUUGGCAGCACUGCUCCCACCAGGCGGCAGACGGCCCACACUGUGGUUCAGAUCGUCAGUUCGCGCAGUGCUGGCUGAGAGAGUGUGGAGAUUAGUGUCGCGGUAGCCGGGCCGGCAUGGCUCCGCGCUGCGUCAUGUGUUACGUGCUCUUGUUGCCACUGAUCGUGGUGUUGACAGUAAAUGGUGAGGCUACGACGCUGCGGACGUGUGAACCGAUACGCGUGGAACUUUGCUGGGGCCUCGGUUACAACGUAACUGGAAUGCCUAAUCUUGUGGGUCACGAAAUACAAGGCGAUGCAGAUUUUACCCUCCAGACUUUCUCUCCUCUGAUACAGUAUGGCUGUUCUGCGCAGCUCCAUUUUUUUCUGUGUUCUGUCUAUGUACCCAUGUGUACCGAGAAGGUUGCUUCGCCCAUUGGGCCAUGUCGUGGGUUGUGCGAAUCUGUGAGAGCCCGCUGCUAUCCCGUUUUACAGGGAUUUGGAUUUCCUUGGCCAGCUGCCUUGAACUGCUCCAAGUUUCCGUUGGAGAACAACCAUGAACACAUGUGCAUGGAAGGGCCUGGCGAAGUGGGAGUUGGGCCGCGUACUGGGUUGGUAUCGUCCGACGCUGCGACGCCAGCCAUCUCGAGAAUCCCAUCUGUAUCACGGCCUUCCAGUGUUGCACCCUGUUCUCGUUACGUACGCCACAAUCGUUACGUAUAUGUAAAUCGAACUAGACGCUGUAACCCACUUUGCGAUGCCGAUGUUUUGUUCGAGAAUUCGGACAAGUACCUGGCUGAAGUGUGGUUGUCCGUGUGGGCCGGACUCUGUUUCAUCUCCUCACUCGUCGCUGUGCUCACGUUUCUGGUGGACUCGGGAGGAGGACAAGCCAGGUUCCGAUAUCCGGAGCGUCCACUGGCCUUCCUGGCGCUCUGCUACAACUUGGCUAGCGUCGGAUGGGGGGUUCGUGCAGCAGCAGGACGUACCGCCGUGGCGUGUAGCCCCGACACCCAAAAUCCUUCCAGGCUCUUAUUAUCGCAGGACGGACACAUCAACGCGAACUGCGCUGUCGUAUUCCUCCUGCUGUACUACUUCGGAACCGCUGCUGCUGUUUGGUGGGUGGUGUUAACGAUGUCCUGGUUCCUGGCCGCCGCUCUUCGUUGGACUCACGAACGAAUCCAACAACAUUCGUCGUUAUUCCAUCUCGCGGGCUGGGGACUUCCAGCUGCACAGACGAUCGCAGUGCUGGUUCUGCAAGACGUCGACGCCGAUGAACUGACAGGUGCGUGCUACGUGGGGAACCAGGACUCGAAGUCCCUGCUCGUAUUCGUUCUGGCACCUCAAUUUUUGUACCUGGUGCUGGGUGCCUCACUACUUCUGGUCGGUUUCCUGGCCCUCUUCCGCCGUCGUCCUCGACCUGCAAAAGUCUCCACAUCUGCUGCACGACGCGACGCCAAAGCUGGUAAACUUGAGAUGGUUACCGUUCGCCUGGGUGUGUUCGGGGUACUAUACACAGUACCAACAACUUGUGUGGUGGCAAGCCUGUUUUACGAGUAUUGGUCGCGUGAUGAAUGGCUUAUGGUUUCCUCAGUGCCUCGUUACCAACCCCGGCCAAGUUUGUGGAUCUUCUUGUUGAGACUUUUCAUGUCCCUCGUCGUUGGGGUGACGGCAGGAGUGUGGGUUUGGUCGCCCAAAACAUUGCGAGCUUGGAGACGUCUGUUCAACCGCUUGGGUCCUUACAAGCAGCCUCCAGUGAAGUGCCACCCCAUACAAUAUUACGCACCUCCACCUCAACCUCUUUCGACAUCCCAGCAGAGGUCUCAACAUGCACACAAAUCACGCAGAAAACAUCGCAAACAUGGCAGUGAAACGACUGUCUAAUGCGAUAAACAACCGGUUUCAAAGUGCCAAGUGUUUAUCUUUCAUUCUAUUCACUAUUCAUUUACAUGUUCAUUUAACAGUUCCAUCUUAAUGCCUUUUUGCUGAUGGACAGAUGAGCAGCAGCAGCAGCAUAAUGACGGUGGUUGCAGCCAUAAUUUGUGACGACACAGUAACCGGUGAAAUUAUUGCACUUUUAGGUCUAAGUCAUCCUGAUUUUAAGGAUGUGGAAAUGCUGGAAGUGUUCAUAGGUCGAAGUAUCGAAAUCUAUCCCGCAGACAGAAGGGGUACAUUCUUGUCUCUUACCUCGUUUUCAGGUUUUUAUCGUUGCUAGCCCCUUGUCAUGUGAAAACGUGUAUUUAUUCAGGCGCACUAGUGUUUCAUGUACUGUCGCCGGCAAUGUAAGAGAAUAAAACUGACCUCUUUUUUUCCCCCAAAUAUUACCAUCAUACAUGUUGAUCAGAAUUUGUGAUGUGUCAAAAUUAAAUUUUAGAUUCAAGAAAUCAGUUUCGAUAAGUAUGCAAUUAAAACUCUGGAAAUAAUUAUCGAGGAAAACAGAUGUUAUUAGUGUAUAACUCACAACAACGGUCAGAUUCACUUACAUGAUAUGGACAGUAGGCUUACGUAUUUGCUGCAGCUAUGCUUAAAGUUUAUCUUGUGUAAUGAUCCUGUUUUGAUAUCGAUAUGAAAAACGUGUAUGUCGAAUAAUAUCUCAAAGAUAUGCUUUAGAGACGCAGAUUAUCAUUCUAACAUUGUUGUGUAAUGUUUUAAAUGUAUGAAUUUAAACACAUUGAAUUUCACUUUACACCCUUUCAUCUUCCGCUUCGUUUAUCGGCCCUCCUCGGUGCAGUCAGCAUUAUACUACCGCAAAAGAGACUCGCUCCUAGCCUUUCCCUUGAAAAUUCCACCGGCCAAAAACUACUGCGCCGACUAUACCACAAUGCAUUGCAGUCGUUAUUUUCAAUAUAAGUUCUUUUUUCUGUAGUUCCUGCGACGAGGCUUUCUUUGCAGAGAGAGUGGAUCUCUUCUGAUUUCUACAGCAUUCUUCAUUCGUGUACAAGAUCCUGAUAUAUUGCUGACAUGAUGGAAACCAUUUGCUCCCUCCAAGGUCUCUGUUUCGUUAAUUUGUUUAGACUGCAAUAAACUGGAUGACAUUCUGCAGCUACCGUACACUGCCUUUCGAUAUAGUUUGUUUCCAUAGUGUCACUAAUAAUUUGGAUGACAUAUUAGUUUUAAUCCCUAGGGCGUAACAAUCACAAAUAGUUUUAUUGACUUGUGGCCUUCUCGCUUAAUCACAAUGGGUUCUGACAAUCGCUUGCCCAUCUCAUACACAGAAGAGGAGUGGUCAUUUAUUUACUUACACUGCCAUCCUGACUUUUAAUCGAUUGUCACAGGAUGUGCAUGACCAGACAUACGGAUAUGUUAAUCACAGAACGUACUCAGAUAUAAGUUGUGUCACAGUCGAUCUAAUGCCGGCGUUCGACUUCGACUGGCAUAAGUUUUAUUAGAGUCAUAUGUAACUGUAACGAGAGUUACUGUAUAUUGUUUGUUACUCUUUUUUGUAUUAAAGAUCAUCUGCAGAUGUCUUUGUGGUGAUAUUUUUUACUUUAAUGUGUUUUAUAUAUUCCUGUAUGUAUAUUUUUAUUAGAAAUGUUAGCUUAAAUAUAUGAAAUAAAAAUGGCAAUCAUAUGUUUGUAA